UAAUCAGGCGUGCAUUUUCAGGAUGCGAGCUUUUAUACUACUGUGCCUCAUUCCAUUAUGCUCUUGCCUCCUCUUCGGACUCAUUGGUAGAAUGCAGUCUGUUGGAAUAAUGGGCACCCUGAAAUGUAAUGGGAAGCCUGCUCCUGGAGUCAAACUGAAGCUGUAUGAAAAGGAAAUAUUUUUCGAUCGAAAAAUGGCUCAGAACAAAACGGAUGCAUCGGGCUUUUUCAAUAUGUCAGGCAGUGCCAGGGAAGUGACGGAAAUUGAUCCACAGCUGAAUAUUUACCAUAAAUGCAAUUAUAAAGGGCUUUGCAAGAGAAAGAUCGGCAUUAUAAUUCCAUCGGAGUAUAUCUUUAAAGGCAAGCAAGCAAAAAAGUACUACGACAUAGGAUCACUGGAGCUCGCAAUUAAGCGAAAAGGGGAAACAACGGAUUGCAUAAACUGACAUAUCGAAUAUUUGAAUUCCUCUCAUAGAGCUAUGUUCUUGGAAAAUUAAUGAAAAAUGUUUAUAGUUUUACAAUAAGACAGAAUAGAAGUUGCAAUGAUUUUGUCCAUGAAAAUAAAGAAAGUCUCAUAAUUUAUACUAUUACAAAUUCUACUGCUAUUGUAUCCAUCUGAUAUUCCAUAUCAGUGACUUACUUAAACUUGAUCGGAAUUGAGAUGCUUUCAUAUCUGUUUCCUUAUCAUUUGUCAGAUAUGUCAGUAGGUGCAGCAGUUCCACAUGGGCUUAUGUACACCUGUGCUGUGUUGCGAUAUUCAUGUAGCUUCUUCUCGCUAUUCCCAUAAAUGGCGAUCACAUCCAAUCGGAAAGUUAUAG
Cylicocyclus nassatus is the source of this 817-nucleotide messenger RNA. NCBI's taxonomy places the organism in Eukaryota, Metazoa, Nematoda, Chromadorea, Rhabditida, Strongylidae. The record is from the annotation of a GenBank genome assembly.